UCUUAACAAACCCAUUCACUGUAAUUGGUCCUCACUUAGUAGUAAGGGUGCAUAGAGGGUGCUUAUGAACACCCUUCUGAAGCCAUGAAUGAGACAAGGACCACGAGACUGCAAGUGCACUGUUUAGAACAGGGCAAUAUUCUAAUUAUAUGUAUUAAAAAUAUGUCCGUUGACACACACAGAUACAUACAUACAGUUUCCUUCCAACUCACAAAAACAUGCCAGUAGGUGAACUGGUGGCUAUAAGUUGACCCCAAGUGUGAAUAGGUGUGUGAAUGGGUAUACAUGGUGCCCUACAAUGGGCUGGUAUCCCAGUGUUCCAGGGAAAAAGCUAUGGCUCCAACACCACCUUGACCAGGGUAAAACACUUACUGAAAACGAAUAAAUGAAUUAUUAUUAUUAUUAUUAUUAUUAUCCGUCCAUCCAUCUUCUGUACCGCUUAUCCUACACAGGGUCCCGGGGAGCCUGGAGCCUAUCCCAAGGGACUCGGGGAACAAGGCAGGGGACAUCCUGGACAAGGUGCCAACCCAUCGCAGAGCACACACACUCACACACCCAUUUAUACACUACGGACACUUUGGAAAUGCCAGUCGGCCUACGACGCAUGUCUUUGAACUGGGGGAGGAAACCGGAGAGUACCCGGAGAGAACCCCUGCAGCACGGGGAGAACAUACACACAGUGUGGAGACGGGAUUAGUAGUAGUAGUACGUUCUCUUUAUUAUUAUUAUUUAUCCCCCCCCCGUCAUAUUUUCAUAUUUUACACACCAUAACAGCUGCAUUGUCAAUACAAACCAUUUGUUUGCCAUGACCAUAGAGUUCAUAGAGUUGAAUUGGGGGGAGAGAGAGACAGAGAGAGAGAGAGAGAGAGAGAGAGAGAGAGAAGGGAGUAACUACUCGACCCCAUUUGACGUCAUGGGUUCAUCGAACGUCCACGUGCGCUGCAGAAAAUAACCGUUUCAUCAGGAGCCGCUGUGUUUAACCAGAGCAGACCGGUACAGCUGCCCAGAGCGCGCGAGUUCAUUCAGAGCCUGCACGCGCUCCAGCUGAACCUCAGUAUGGUGAAAAAGAGCAGGAGUCCUACAUCCGCUAAAAUGAAGGGGAUAAUCUCAUACUUUGCUGCUUUAAUCAGAGAGAGAAAACAUGGCUCGACUGACCUGCUACAGAAGCUUGGGACCCGAAUUCCAGUCUAUCAGCACAGUACGCAUUCAGAGUGUUUUCUGAGACCAGAAGCCAGUUUGUCUGAUGAAUCUGCAGCAGCUGCACAGUGCUUCGCCAGUACAGCACGGAAGCUGCAAAGGCCUCAGGUUUCAGCAGCAGAUUUUGACUACUUGAAGGUGAUUGGGACAGGCAGUUUUAGUAAGGUUCUUUUAGCAAAAUAUAAGGAGAACAAUAGAUACUAUGCAGUCAAAGUUUUACAGAAGCACAUCAUCCUGAAAAAAGAAGUGGAAGGAAACAUCAUAUGUGAGCGAAACGUGCUAGUGAAAACUCUAAAUCAUCCGUUCUUGGUGAGACUACACUUCAGCUUUCAGACCAAAGAGAGGCUCUGUCUAGUGUUGGACUAUGCAAGUGGUGGAGAGCUCUUUUACCACCUCCAAAAAGAGCGUGUGUUCAGGGAGCCCAGAGCCAGAUUCUAUGCUGCAGAAAUGGCCAGUGCACUAGGAUACUUGCAUUCACUGCAUAUUAUCUACAGGGACCUGAAGCCAGAGAACAUCUUGCUCGACUCUGAAGGCCACGUGGUCCUAACAGACUUUGGCUUGUGUAAAGAGGGCAUUGUGGGACGUGCAACCACCAAAACCUUUUGUGGAACUCCUGAAUACCUGGCGCCCGAGGUUCUCCAGCAGCACGAGUACGACCGUACCGUGGACUGGUGGGGGCUUGGAGCUGUUCUGCAUGAAAUGCUUUAUGGUCUGCCACCUUUUUACAGUGCAGACCGCAUUAAGAUGUUAGGCAAUAUAAUUUAUCAACCGCUGGUCCUUAAGGCUGGAGUGUCCAAGGCUGGAAGAGAUUUUCUUAAAAGCCUGCUAAACAAAGACAGAUCUAAGAGACUAGGAGCUAAACAUGAUAUGGACGAACUGAAGCGGCAUUCAUUCUUUUCCUCUAUCCAGUGGGAUGACCUUGUGGCAAAGAAAAUCCCACCCCCCUUCGUUCCCUCACUGUCUGGCCCUGAUGACCUGACAAAUAUUAACCCUGCAUUCACAAGACUUCCUGUCCCAGAAUCUCUGAAUGUGUGUGAGGAGGCUGGGGUAACCUUCCCUGGCUUCAGCUAUGUGAAUGAAAACAUCUCAUUAAUUUCCACGUAGAUAAUCAGAUACUCUAAUCACAAUGCUCAGAUAUGUCAUCAACAAACUGAAAUCAAGCCUGCCUCCUGGAAAACUGACCAUGAUUAUACCUCGGAGUGGAUAUGCACAUUUACCUAAAAGUUCAAGUGCAAAGUUUCUUUUUAUUAUUUUCAUUUAUGUAUUAUUUUCUGGAUGCCAUUCGGACCACUGCGUUGCUGUUGCACUGUUUCUUCAGUUUCUUUUUAGUCCUGAAAUCAGUGAAUCUAUGUUCAUUUUAUUUACAUUUUUUUUUAUAUUUGUGUAUUUUAUCUUGCAUUUACUUUUGGAUGAUUGUCACGUGAUAUUUUACAUAUUUACAAAAUUGUACAUAAAUUCAGCAAUUAUUUGUUGCAUCAUUUAAUUUAUUUAUUCAUCAAUUUAUUUAUUUUUACUAUCCUAAUGUUGUGCACAUAAAAGAAAUUAUGUAACACUGACUCUUUUUUUCAGUGUUCCAAGUUGAUAUUAAAGAGCCUGGAAACUUACCUUAUGUUUGUUCUAGGCAGCCUAAAAAAAGUUUAGCGAUUGAACAUUUUACUUAAAAUAAAAUGAUCUAUGAUCCCUGGAUUCUUGUAAUCGUGAUCCCAUUGGCAUUUUCAACUCCUAUUUUAUGUAUUUGAAAGAGCCUACUAGUAUCUACUAGUAUUGUCAUGUUAUAUUUUUCAUCAAAACCUAACCUAGAUCGGUGACAGGGGGUGCACAACUGAAGCCAUUGCUCCAUCAACACAUAAGCCCUGAAAUUAGGUGUCCUCCUAGACCCAAUCUAAAUUUAUUUUCUUAUGUAAUAUGAGUGCACGGUGGCUUAGUAGUUAGCAUGUUCGCCUCACACCUCCAGGGUCGGGGGUUCGAUUCCCACCGUGGCCCUGUGUGUGCGGAGUUUGCAUGUUCUCCCUGUGCUUUCUCCCUUUCCUCCGGGUACUCCAGUUUCCUCCCCCACUCCAAAGACGGUAGGUCUGGUAGGCUGAUUGGCAUGUCCAAAGUGUCCGUAUGAAUGGGUGUGAGUGUGUAUGUGAUUGUUCCCUGUGAUGGAUUGGCACCCUGUCCAGGGUGUACCCUGCCUUGUGCCCGAUGCUCCCUGGGAUAGGCUCCAGGUUCCCCAUGACCCUGAAGGAAGGAUAAGUGGUAUAGAAGAUGGAUGGAUGUAAUAUGACAGAAUCAUUUAACUUUUGAAGUGAGUGACAGAGCAAAUAAGAGCAGGCCAUCCCAAUAUGAUUAAGUUGCCUUACUAGAAAGUUAACAUAUUGUUUUUUGCAAUAGGUUUACAUUAUAUUCAAAGAUGACUAUCAGUCACUUUAUAGCAGUGGUCAGGAACUGAUGGAUCACGAGUGACACUUGGGUCUUUGACAAAAAUGUGGCUUGGCAGGUGUCUCACCCUUUACCAACAUAUCAUGGUUAAAAAUUUAGACACAUCACUAGAGGUCAGUUUCCUGUAGAGCAUGCAAAAUUAAUUACAAUUCCUGUCAUGAUGGCACGUGAGAUAGAGAUGGAAAAGAGCAUAUAACUUCUGCAGAUUUUGGACGAGUCCACACACACACACACACACAACUCAACCUCAAAGUUGAAAGGCCUGCACAAUUUAUUCCAUAUUGCAACAUGUUACUUAUUGUUUGUUGCAUAUAUGUUUGUUUUUGAGUUGUCUAUGGACCUAAAUAAAGUUAUUGUUAUUGAAAUGUUCGUGACCCUUGCUUUAUAGCACUCAUAGGGAGUACCAAUAUGGUGGCCAAGUGGC
Ictalurus furcatus (blue catfish) is the source of this 4045-nucleotide messenger RNA. RefSeq names its product serum/glucocorticoid regulated kinase 2b (gene sgk2b). The record is from RefSeq and is a predicted model, not a curated record. Gene Ontology annotation, biological process: protein phosphorylation. Bases 1057 to 2301 code for a protein of 414 amino acids. Lineage: Eukaryota; Metazoa; Chordata; Actinopteri; Siluriformes; Ictaluridae. The transcript is spliced from 12 exons. Gene Ontology annotation, molecular function: protein serine/threonine kinase activity; ATP binding.